UGGCCAUAGAAUUGUUCAUUAAUUCCUUCUCAACACUGAAAACAAUCUAAAAGAUAAACAAAAUAGAGCAGGACAUGCGCGUAUAUAUGACAACAACAAUAAUAACAACACACGAAGAUUGGAAAAAACAAACAAAAACAAAACAUGUUACAAUUGUAGAAUACUGUCAAAAAGAGUAAGAAGAAGUAAUGUAAAAAAGAUACAUUCGAAGAAGAAACAUUAAUUCUUUACCAGGAUCAAUCAAUACUUUUCGUACAUGGUACAACAUUAUAGUGUAUUCUGUUUUUUGUGGAUUUUUUAAUAUUUUAACAAUUAAGAAAAAAAUUAAGUGAAAGUGUAUUACAUUAAAACUAUUAAAAAGUUUAAACUACUAUGGAUCGUGAAGGAUAUGGGCCAGAAUUUGAUGAUCGUUUGAUAAAAUUAGUGAAAGAAAAUUCGGCCAUUUACGAUGUCAGUCAUCCACAUUACCGGCGAACCCCAGUGCGUAUGGCAAUAUGGGAUAAUAUAGCCAAAGAAUUAGGAGCACCAUCUCGUUUUUUGCAAACAAAAUGGAAGAAUAUACGUUACAAUUAUCUACAGGAACAAAAGUGUCUGGAAACGGGCACCGUUAACACAAACAUAAGAAAGAGAAGAUUCACAGAAGAUUUAUCCUUUCUAAAGUAUACAGCUUAUCGAAGAGAUGGCACUGGCCCCAUAAAAUCCAAUUGCAACGGAUCUGAUGACAGCAACAGUUAUAUGUAUCCCGACAAUUUAGCCCCUGCUAAUAGUAGUAAUACUUAUGAAGUUAUCGAACUCGACCGCAGUGAUGAUGAAUGUGACGAUUUUUUGCCGGAUGUUUCGGCAUUUUUAGCUCCAAUGAAUGAUAUAACACAAACCUGUCCACAAGAUCCGUAUGGUCUACCUGAUAAACCCGAAGAGGCAAAUGUUCAAACUAAACAAGAGCCUGCUGUAACAAUAGAUCACAGCUCAGGAGACAAUUCAAAACGUUCAGUUUCGCCGACAAAUUCACAAUGUUCGAAUCGGUCAUCACCACUGCUAACACCAAUUCUAACAACAAUAACCAAAAAUGGCAAUGAAAUGAAUAGUAUUAGUAAUGGUAAUACCCAAUUAUAUUCUGAGGUUACAAUCCAGCCUAUACUACGAGCUCCGUCACCUUUAAAACGUCCCUUAACAAUAUCACCGACUCAAGAUCAGAUGUUAACAAAUAGCGUAAAACGUAAAAAUACUUCUGCACUAGCGACACUUAAUACUGAUCCAAUUGAAUUAUAUUGUCUUUCCUUGGUUGAUUGUUUUCGAGCUAUGCCACGUUCGGAGAGAGAGAGGGUCAAAUUCGAAUUUGCUAAAAUCCUUAAAGAUGCCCACUAUAAAGAUCAAAUGUAAAACGCGACUUAACUAUUGCCCCUUAUUACAACUGCUGUUGUUGUACUUUUUUAAUAAAACGACUCGUAAUAAAGCCGAUAGUCUUUAGUGAAAUUUCUUUUAUACUUAUGUACUUUGUAACUCAACUUUCUUGAGAUAAUAUUAACAUUUAAUAGGUUGCAUUUAGACAACUAAUGACGGAACUCAAUUAUAAGUUUUACUAUAAAGAAAACAGUGUACAUACA
Molecule: messenger RNA, 1604 nt
Organism: Lucilia sericata (common green bottle fly)
Lineage: Eukaryota; Metazoa; Arthropoda; Insecta; Diptera; Calliphoridae
Gene: Dlip3
Exons: 4
Coding region: 373-1380 (335 amino acids)
Biological process (GO): regulation of transcription by RNA polymerase II
Cellular component (GO): transcription regulator complex; nucleus
Molecular function (GO): DNA binding
Source: RefSeq, a predicted model, not a curated record